This is a messenger RNA of Pipistrellus kuhlii (Kuhl's pipistrelle), 954 nucleotides long. It is a transcript of the gene DNAJB7, whose product is annotated as DnaJ heat shock protein family (Hsp40) member B7. Gene Ontology annotation, molecular function: ATPase activator activity; Hsp70 protein binding. The transcript has a single exon. The record is from RefSeq and is a predicted model, not a curated record. Gene Ontology annotation, cellular component: cytosol; endoplasmic reticulum membrane. Bases 14 to 934 code for a protein of 306 amino acids. NCBI's taxonomy places the organism in Eukaryota, Metazoa, Chordata, Mammalia, Chiroptera, Vespertilionidae. Gene Ontology annotation, biological process: protein refolding; positive regulation of proteasomal ubiquitin-dependent protein catabolic process.
AAUUCGUUAAGACAUGGUAGAUUACUAUGAAGUUCUAGGAGUUCAGAGAUAUGCUUCAUGUGCGGACAUUAAGAAGGCUUAUCAUAAAGUGGCACUUAAAUGGCACCCUGAUAAAAAUCCAGAAAAUAAAGAAGAAGCAGAGAGAAAAUUCAAAGAAGUAGCUGAAGCGUAUGAGGUAUUAUCGAAUGAUGAAAAACGGGACAUUUAUGAUAAAUAUGGCAAAGAAGGAUUAAAUGGCGAAGUCGGAAGUAAUAUUGAUGAUUCUUUUGAAUAUGGCUUCACAUUCCAUAAGCCAGAUGAUGUCUUUAAAGAAAUUUUUGGUGAAAGGGACUCAUUUUUAUGUCUUUUCUUUGACGACUCACUCGAGGACCUUUUAAAUAGUGCAAGGAGGUCCUACAGGAGGAGAAACAGAGGUGCAAGAUCCUUUUUCUCGACCUUCCGUGAAUAUCCAGUUUUUGAGAGGUUUUAUGAAUAUGAUGCAAGAUACGCACCAUAUGACUCACUGGGCCAUGAGGACAUGAAUUCUUUCUCUUCCCUGGCAUUUGAGGACAGUGGGCUGGACAACGACGCACCUUUUACUGCACACAAAGCUGCUAACGGCAGAAAGACCAACAUGAGCAGAAUUAUUGAGGAAAGAGAAGGCGAAGAGGAUGGCGAGUUCGAGUCCUUCCUCAUCAUAAACGGUGUGGCCGCGGAGGAGGGCUUCGCAGAACGCAGCUGGAGGAGGCAGCCACCCGACAACUGUACCCCGAAGUCCUACAGCUCCAAGCACGCCCCUCAGUGCACCUGCGUGGAAAAGGAGCCAUGUGCACCGUGGGUUACCAGCAGCAAGGAGCCCCCUGUUUUCCCAGCAGGAUUCAAAGAAGGUGGUAAGAGGAAAAAGAAGAAGCACAGAGAGGCGCACAAGAAGAAGUCAACCAAAAGGCAUCGUUAAAUUGGCUCUUCAGACACAUU